GCCCCGCCCCCUACGCCGACGUGGGCGGUCCGUGUCCGCCAUGUCCCCGUCUCUGUUGUAAACACAGCCCGUGGUGAGGCGGUCGUCUCUGCGUUCUUAUUCUUCUUCUUCCUCCACCGCCUCUCUCCUUCGUUCCUCGCCCAGACUCCCCCCCCCUCCACCCUACCCACCACUCCUCACACGGACAUCACCGCGACGAAGGAUAACAGGCGCCGAACGUCGACUUGCCCAGGACUCUCGGCUUCCCCGUCAUCCUUCCUUGACGUGAGCGACCCAAGUAUUUGUUGUCAGCUUCGGUGCACAGUUGCCGUGGAUGAUGUCAUUUCCUCUGGACGCAGUCAUGCUGUCAGCCACCCAGAUUUACAUCAUUCUCAUGGUGCACAUCACAGCCUUCCUCAACUUCUGCCCGGCCAGCGGUUUCAUCAUCGCGACGCGGGACAACUACUCGACAAUGUUCGAUGACCGCCUCUCCUCCUUCGGCAAUCAGCUGCCCGAGCAAGGCCUCAAGGGUUACCUGGUGCCCGUGCAACCGGAAGAGGAAGGGUGCCACAUUCUGAGCCCUCCGCCCAAGAAGCACAACGCCACCUACUUCAUAGCCCUCAUCCGCAGGGGCGGCUGCAACUUUGAUGUCAAGGUGCUGCGAGCCCAGGAGGCCGGCUACAAGGCUGCCAUCGUGCACAACAUCAACUCGGAGCAGCUGGUCACCAUGUCAUCCGACGACGUGACCAUCUUCAGACAGAUAAUCAUUCCAUCGGUGUUCGUUGGCGAGACAGCGGGCCUUCUCCUGAAGACCUACUACUCGUACAGCGAUGAUGCCGUCGUAUUCUUGGGAGCCAAGGACCCCUUCUCGCUGGAGUAUCUCUUCAUCCCGUUCCUCGUCAUCGUCGGGCUGUGCCUCGUGAUCCUGCUCGUGUUCGGGGUGGCGCGUUGCGUGCGCGAGCGCCGGCGAGCCCGCAGGAACCGGUUGAGCAAGAGGCAGCUCAAGAAGAUCCCCAUGCACCGCUUCGAGAAAGGGGACAGCUACGACGUGUGUGCCAUCUGCCUGGAGGAGUACGAGGAAGGGGAGAGGCUCCGGGUGCUACCCUGUGCUCACGCGUUCCACUGCAAGUGCGUGGACCCGUGGCUGACGCAGCAGCGCAAGAACUGCCCCGUGUGCAAGCGCAAGGUGGUGCGCUCGCACGGCUCCGACUCCGAGUCCGAGUCGGACGCCGAGUCGGGCGCGCGUGGCGGCGGCGGCGGCGGCCGCGACGACGACGACGACGACAACAACGACGACGCCUCCGAGACGACGCCGCUGCUGCGCUCGCCGGCAGGACGCCCGCCGGCGCCGUCGUUCGGCUCCACGACCGGAGCCUCGAACGUCGCCGCCGCCGAAGACGACGACGGCGGCGACGACGACGGCGGCGACGACGGCGGGCGGAGGGCGGCCGCCGAUUCGUCCGACGAGGAAGCGGGGAGGGGGGCUUGCGGACCGCGCGGCGCCGCGGACGGCACCGAGGCCCCGGAGGAUGGAGGGGGGCGCGGGAGGAAACGCAAGGGAACCGCGGAGCGUCCGGCGUCGCCCUCCCGCGCCGCCGGCGCCGCCGCCGGCGUCACGGUACAGGUCCACACGGACAGCGGGGAGGAUCGCCGGGAUCGUCCCGGAUCUGGCAGCGGGCGGGGGGGGUGACCCCGCGCCGACCCUGAUCAUUUAAACCGCAGCCACCGAGGGGGCGGGCGGUGUUUCUCCGUUUGUUCGUUUCUCCGUUUGUGCGGGCGUGUUAACGGUCGAGAGCGAUCCGUCGGUUAACGUAGAUUUGCGCGCGCGAUUGCGCGGAUCGAAUCGCCUGUCAAGGAAUGAGAAUCAAGCGCCGUCCUUUUUGUUGUUUCGUCAGUUCCCCGUAAGGUUGCACGUUGAAAGAAAACAGUUCAGAGGCCCUCUGGAAAAGGAGGGAUUGGAAGGAAAUUGUGGUAGUGGGGUGGGGGGGGGGGGGUCCAGGCCGACGACAACAACAGCCGCAGCUAAUACACACGUUGUAGGUAAUUGGCUAACGUGAGACAAUACCCCCCCCCCCGCGCCUCCCACCCCCCGCAGCAAAACUUGAUACACAAAUCAGUUCGCGCCAACGGCGUUCGCAGGAGAGGGAGAUGACACUCGAAUGGACUCGACAGUUCGUAGGGGGUCCGGCGAAGGCCAAUUGGUUUUUAGACGCCUCCCAUUGGGUUUUUUUAUUUUCCGGCCCCCCCCCCCACACAACCCACGGCCUACCCCCCUCCUCCCCCCCCCUCGUUAAACAAAACCUCGUGGUGAAGUAUGGUCAACCCCCGUGGUGGGAGUGGGGGUGGGGGGGUAUUGACAAUAGGCUUGAACACUGCCGAUAGCCCCCCCCCCCCCCCCCCAUUCACCUAGGGCCGGAGGUUUUGUUGUGUCAAUGGCGCGCGUUUAAAUUGCAGGUCCUUCGUGCCCCCUCCGCCUUGAGUGGCGGGCCGUGGCCGUGCGGCCUGCCUGCAGCUUCCCCGGCCGCUUUGUAACACUUCAUUGCUUCCGCUCGUUUUCAACGUUGCGACGUCGCCAAACGAAAUAGCCGCCGGCGGGGAGGAGGCGAUCGAUUGUCAGCGGCGAUUACUAAACGAAAAACAAACAAACUCGUCACUUGGAACAAAACAAAAACUGUUACUAUUCCUUCGGUAAUGUUUCUUGAAUAUCGACCGACCGAUCGAUCGAUCGAUUUUUUUUUUUAAACUGAUUAUCGUUUUACUGUUGGAACUGGGCCAGGUGACUCGGCGGUUGAGUGAGAGCGACUCGCAGUCAGAAAGUCGAAGUUCAACUCCUAGAUGGGGGUUCAGCACUCAGCCCAUCAUCCCUCCAGGAUCAACGAAGUACCACUUUAUUUAGAGACUUGUUUCCCUCCCACCCCUCCCCCCCCCCCCAUCAUAGGAAUGGGGAAUUUCCACCACUGGCUCAGUACUGUAAAUAGAUAGGGGAUUAGCAUGCUGCGAUGCUCAUUUUAACAAGAAAUCAAUGUAAAACAAAAAAAAUGUUUAACUUUAAUUCCAGUUUCAUUCGCAACCCACGACGAGUUGUGCCUUCGAGCAGUGCGACAGCUUCCAAACAAAAACACGACCGAGGUGGCGGGCGGGCGGGCGGGCGGGCGGGCGGGCGGACGAUCGAGUUUGAAAAGCCGGCGUGAGUACGUUAUCGGGGGACGAGCCCAAUAAUGUCCACGCUGAAACGCCGCUCGCAACGCGUUGGGGCCGGGAGCAGCGCGGCUGUAAGAAAGAAGUCAACCGCGCGGCCCUGGUGUGCCCGGGUCCCCCUUAUUUCGUGCGUCAUUUGCCCCGACGCGAUAGACACACAGGGCGGCGGGGUGAACGGCCGUGGCCUCGCUGGUUGCGUGAGAGCCCCAUGGCGCCCGUGCUCUUCCGCGCUGCGUUCCGUUUUCGUGCCGCUCCUCUCGACAUCGGCAGCGCGGUCCGCCCGUGGUCAUUUAGUCAGAACGGUGUCAGACCCACCCCAACCACCGCCCCUCCAACCACCCGCCCCCCCCCCACCACCCGCCCCUUGGCUUUCACCGUUUAAAGUUGAACGGUUGUUUUAAAGUUAUUUUCUGUUAUGGAUGACGCUCCGCUCCCCGUAUUUUGUUACGGUAAAACAAGGGCUGCUGCAAGUAGACUUUGAAGUGCAUGCUGUGCCGGGAAGAAAGCGUGAAGUUUGUUUUCUCAAUACAUUUUCCCCGACAAUUAUUAUUCUUUUCUGAUCUUGUAAUCGUAAGUUAGGUGCCAAUAUGUAUUUAGCGUACGAUAAGUUACUACUGCGUAGGUCUCCGCGGUUGUGCUGCUGCUGCUGUGCGUAGCUCUCGGCCGCGUGUUCUGGUUGUGACGCUCGCCCUGACGUUGUUCGCCACGAGGUCCGACGUUUCGCCCCACGUGCCCGGGACCUUCUUCUGGGACUGAAUUGAGCCUCGUACCCUCUCACUCGAUUACACGGGCGCCGCCAUGGCGAGAUGUUAGCUCCCUCGCCCGGUAUGCAGGAGGUCGUGGUUCGAUCCCGACCCCCGAUGCCUGUUUUAUAUUUGGGGUUUGCAUGUUUUCGUUCCCCGUGGUCGCGUGGAGUUUUCACCCGGGUCCUCUGGUUUUUCUCUCCACGGUUAAAAUCCCACGUGCAUGUCGAGUAUUUUGGCUGCUGUACAUUGCAACAUGAUGAGCCGCUUUGUUGAGCUAUCAUUUGUGGCCAGGUCGCUUCUGCAAAGAGAGCUACACAUCGCUCAGUGGGCUAUGCAGCCGGCGCUGCUGUAUUGGUUCAGCUCUUGACGCAGGUCACUCGCUGUUGGGUUUUAUCCUCCCAGCACGUGCGCUGAAACGUCGAGACGUUGUGUCCAAACAACACGCGGUACAACCCCCGAAAUGUACGGAGAGCUGUACACGAAGUUCUUUAAAGUGCUAUUAAUAAGGAGCAUUUUUGUAUUUGCCCGUUACUACCGUCAAUGCAGAUUUAUUUUCACGCGAACGUUAACCCUGACCGCACUUUUAUGACUCUGCCACCACCGACCCACCCACGAAUUAGUUAAACACCCUGCAGGAGAGGCCCCGGAUCCCUGUAAUUCCAGGGUCAGUUCGGUCUUUACGAUUGGUCGAGAUGGGUUGGAGGCAGGAACACAGCAAACGCGCAGCAGCAGCAGCAGCAUCCCGCGGAAGGGUCGACCGCGCUGCGUGGUGGCGUUGCAACGUAUCCGGAACCCUCCCCCCCCGCACCCCCCCCGUCUCGGCCAACCCAGACGCGCGUUCGUUUUGCCGUGUACAUAUAGAGUCGAAAUAAAUAAAAAUACACGAUAAAAAAAAGCGGACCCAACGACGUAAGAUGUUUAAAAUGGCUCGGCCGUUAACGAACACGUGCAAGUUUGCGGUGCUGGUCGCGAAUCGGACGUUCAUUUCCCCGAGUGUUGACGAUGGUUAUUCUCAUGGGGAUUGUCACUGGUCCUUGCCGUGUACUCCAGACAUCGAUGCAAGCUUGCUCUUACGUACCCAUUAAUCCAUGUGUGUGUAUGUUGAACUUUUGGCACCGUACGUGGCCAACCGCACUAAUUGGAGGUGCGGUGGAAGGACGGAAAACUACGCACAACAAAUCGGUUCUAAAGAAAUUAGUUUGUCAAUCUAGAUGAUGAUUUAAAAGCGCACAGUUCCAGUGGCUUCCUAAUUUCGGGAAGGAAGAGCGUUCCAGACGGCCGCAGAAGCGCAUCUAAAAACGCGUGAUGCGGUGGUGACCGUCUUUGUUCGAUGGCCAGCAGAGAGAGACUUACCCCCGGACGGUACAUCAAGGCCAUGCAUGUCACUUUCUCGACCCUCCCAAUAAAAAACCCACUUCACAAAUUGACACUUUAACUUUUUUUCCGUGCAUUUUUUUCAAUUUCGUGAAAUGCAAGUAGUGUCCAAAGCUGCCGAUAACCGGUGCAAUUUAUAUUUUACAAAAAAAUCCCAUUCCUGAGAAAGCUUUGCUUUAAUAGGCGUUUUUAUCCACGUUGCUUCAUUUACCGUGGACGGCUGCAACACCGGGGAGUCGGCAGAGUUGCGUCCGGGUCUGCCACUACGCUAGCGCAAACUGCCCUGGUUUUUCCCCUUGGAUUGUCCUUUCUGCUGUUUGUGUGUUUGAGCCGGUAAAAUCUGUCGGUCGUCCUCGGGGACAAUAAUCUGCAUUUCGAUACAUCGCUCGUGAAGUUCUGCCCCCCCCACCCUCCCCUGUUUUUUUCUUCUCGCUGCAUGUCCCCCGGUUUGGUUUGCGUCUCCGAGGUGAACCUAUUCGUACGUUGUUGCAUGCAACGGAGAGUGUGGCACUGCGAUCGGUUGGACCGAAGUCACACGGGAGCGUCGUGGAAUUUCAACGCAAAAAUUACAGAUUGCGUGUUUCCCCACCCCCCCUCCCUCCCCCCACAGACAUACACACCACUCAAUGUGUGGCAGCAUGGUUAUGUUUAAUGAUAAAGUCUAUCACGUGUGUUCAUAAAGGUAACCAUCAUACCCAU
Petromyzon marinus (sea lamprey) is the source of this 5996-nucleotide messenger RNA. RefSeq names its product E3 ubiquitin-protein ligase RNF13-like. NCBI's taxonomy places the organism in Eukaryota, Metazoa, Chordata, Hyperoartia, Petromyzontiformes, Petromyzontidae. The record is from RefSeq and is a predicted model, not a curated record.